Messenger RNA from Talpa occidentalis (Iberian mole), 1951 nucleotides. It is a transcript of the gene YIPF4, whose product is annotated as Yip1 domain family member 4. The transcript has 6 exons. Bases 245 to 979 code for a protein of 244 amino acids. The record is from RefSeq and is a predicted model, not a curated record. Gene Ontology annotation, cellular component: membrane; trans-Golgi network. Gene Ontology annotation, biological process: vesicle fusion with Golgi apparatus; endoplasmic reticulum to Golgi vesicle-mediated transport. Lineage: Eukaryota; Metazoa; Chordata; Mammalia; Eulipotyphla; Talpidae.
GUCCUGUCAGGGCGCCGGCGUCGUGGUGCUUGGGCGGCCGCCACCGAGAGGGUUUGGUGGGGCCGCUUCCGGGACUGCGGACGGCGCGCGACCCCGGCCUCCCGCCGCGCCCCUAGCCGGCCCCUCCGGUGUCGCCAGCCGCACCUUAGGGCGCGCGAGCGGGUCGGCGCCGCGGCCACCUCGGGGCCUGGCCUGGCCGCAGCCCCCUCCCCCGCCCCAGCCGCCGGCCCGGAGCGCCCUCGCGAUGCAGCCGCCGGGCCCGCCCCCGGCGUAUUCCCCCACCAACGGGGACUUCACCUUUGUCUCCUCCGCGGACGCGGAAGAUUUGAGUGGCUCAAUAGCAUCCCCAGAUGUCAAAUUAAACCUUGGUGGAGAUUUUAUCAAAGAAUCUACAGCUACUACAUUUCUUAGACAGAGAGGAUAUGGCUGGCUUUUGGAAGUUGAAGAUGAUGAUCCUGAAGAUAACAAGCCACUCUUGGAGGAAUUGGAUAUCGAUCUAAAGGAUAUUUACUACAAAAUUCGAUGUGUUUUGAUGCCAAUGCCAUCACUUGGUUUUAAUAGACAAGUGGUGAGAGACAAUCCUGACUUUUGGGGUCCUCUGGCUGUUGUUCUUUUCUUUUCCAUGAUUUCGUUAUAUGGACAAUUUAGGGUCGUCUCAUGGAUUAUAACCAUUUGGAUAUUUGGUUCACUAACAAUUUUCUUACUGGCCAGAGUUCUUGGCGGAGAAGUUGCAUAUGGCCAAGUUCUGGGCGUUAUAGGAUACUCGUUACUUCCUCUCAUUGUAAUAGCACCUAUACUUUUGGUGGUUGGAUCAUUUGAAGUGGUAUCUACACUUAUAAAACUGUUUGGUGUAUUUUGGGCUGCGUACAGUGCUGCUUCAUUGUUAGUGGGUGAAGAAUUCAAGACCAAAAAGCCUCUCCUGAUUUAUCCAAUCUUUUUAUUAUACAUUUAUUUUUUGUCCUUAUAUACUGGAGUUUGAUCUAAGUGAUCGAAGAGUAGAAAAAGACAAUGUUAAAUUUGUGUGUAGGCUGGGAAUUCUAGCUGAGGGGACUGAACAAAAACUGUUGCUGGUAAAAUUUACAUGUUCCAGAUGUAAAACUGGUUUAAGGUCUUUUUAAAACAAUAUUUUUUGUAUGUAAUUAAGUAAUUGCAGUUACCUGGAUUUUUUUUUUUUUUUGGUCAGAAUUCAAAAUUCUGUUUGAUUCUUCAUAUUCCAGUGAAUAAAAUAUAAAAACAUUGUGUUUUUAAGAUUGUGUCAAUAUUCACCUAAAGACGUGUGCCAAAAGCACCUGGUGUGGUAAUAUAUUUCACUUGAAGAGUAAAUAUGACAAAACAUCCUGAUAAUCUAAAAGUGCAAUUUUUUUCUUUAAUGGGUUUUCUCCUGCAUUGCAGAUCCUGUAGAUAUAUAUUUAUAUUUAUACAUAUAUAUUUAUGAAAUAAUUCUUAUUCACAAAAUAUAUUUCUGACUAGCCUAAAAAUUAAGAUAUUUUAAAUCUAAUGUUUGAACUUUCUUUAAUUUGGCCAUUAAUCUUUUUAUUUAUAAAUUUAAAUUUGUUUUAAAAUUGUAUAUAAUUUUUUAAAUCUCAUACAUGCUUCAGUAUGUCCUUGUUAAGAAUUCUUAAUAAUUAACUACUAAAACUAAUUUUAAUAGUUGCUGAUACAGAUUUGAUUUGCUUGGGUGUGCUUUUAAAACUAUUUUUGAAUGUCUCAACAUCUGAUCUGAAGUUUCUGUUUAAUCUUUCUGGCUAAAGGAGCAAGAGGUAUAUAAAUGGAUGCGGCAUUCAUUAAAAUUGUCAAUAUGUAGAAAAAUUAUAUUAUUUAUAGCAUCAUUAAAUAUUAUUAAGUGGUACUCCCUAAAUCAUAAAAGUUGCUGGAAAAGACCUCUAAAAAUUUUGUGGUCCUGAACAAUGUUACAUGAAGUAGAAAAAAAAUAAAAUGCUUCCCAGCUGUG